This is a messenger RNA of Trifolium pratense (red clover), 2549 nucleotides long. RefSeq names its product fatty acid amide hydrolase. The record is from RefSeq and is a predicted model, not a curated record. Gene Ontology annotation, cellular component: membrane. The transcript has 21 exons. Gene Ontology annotation, molecular function: N-(long-chain-acyl)ethanolamine deacylase activity. The coding region runs from base 295 to 2118 and encodes 607 amino acids. Gene Ontology annotation, biological process: N-acylethanolamine metabolic process. Lineage: Eukaryota; Viridiplantae; Streptophyta; Magnoliopsida; Fabales; Fabaceae.
AUAGAAGCAGCUUUGAAAAUGUACGAAUCUUAUCGAAACGUGCAUUUAUUUAAUAUUAAAACGUGGCCCCACCCUACCCGCCAAUUUUGGUAGUAAGUAGUAAUACUGACUGACAUAACCAGACGGCACCGUAUGGUGGAACCUCCCUUCCUCCGUCCACAUCACUGCAAACAACUGAUACCAGUUACUUUACCAUUUAUCACUAUUCUAUUGUCACAAUCAUUCAUAAUCAUCAUCAUCAUUGCUAUUUAUUACUACUGCUAGAGUAUCGCUUGUGUUUUUUGAUCUAUAAAAAUGGGGAAAAAACGUGUAAUGCUGCCGGCAAAGGACGUUGACUUGUCUUCAGUUAAAUAUGAACCUGAAAUUGUUCAAGCUCCGCGUUUGACUGGCUUUUUGUUUAGAUUGUUUGUGAGGUUACUUGAAGCUCCAUUCAUAGGUUCUCUCCUUUUGACUCAUUUGAAGAAGGAAAAUAAAAUCAAUGAGUUAUUGCGGCAUACUGUGAUACCCGAGGAACCCAUGUUUAAACCUGAAUAUCCACCUCAAGAAAAGGAACAUGAUGUUGUUGUGCUUGACGAAGAUGGGAAACCUGAAGACCGGGUUAAGUCUGCCUUGAACUGUCUUCCACAUUAUGAUCCUGCUAAAUUAUGGGAAAAUUCAUCUGCACCCUUUCAAUACUGGAAAAUACGCGACUAUGCUUAUGCUUAUCAGUUUGGAAAAGUAACCCCAUCUAUGGUUGCUGAGCGCAUCAUCUCAAUUAUAGAGGAGAAUGGAAUAGAUAAACCUCCAACACCACUAUUGCUAUCUUUUGAUGCUGCAGAUCUCCGAAAGCAGGCGGCAGCAUCUACUCAGAGGUUUGAAGAAGGAAAUCCAUUAUCAAUAUUGGAUGGAAUUUUCAUUGCUAUCAAAGAUGAUAUAGACUGCCUUCCUUACCCGUCUAACGGGGGAUCUACAUGGCUGCAUGAGGUACGUGCUGUAGAGAAGGACGCUGUCUGUGUUUCAAGACUGCGUAGUUGUGGAGCCAUAUUCAUAGGGAAGGCAAAUAUGCACGAGUUUGGCAUGGGUACGACAGGAAAUAAUUCUAAUUAUGGAACUGCAAGAAAUCCUCAUGCACCUGAUAGAUAUACUGGUGGAUCUUCGUCAGGUCCAGCUGCAAUUGUUGCUUCUGGACUAUGUUCUGCUGCACUUGGAACUGAUGGUGGAGGUUCGGUCCGUAUUCCUUCUUCCCUGUGUGGUGUGGUAGGAUUGAAGAUAAAUUACGGGCGAAUGAGCAUGGAAGGGUGCUUAUGUGAUUCUGGGACAGUGGAAGUUAUUGGACCCAUUGCUUCAUCAGUAGAGGAUGCAAUGCUAGUGUACGCUGCAAUGUUGGGUGCAUCGCCUGCAAAUAGAAUCAGUAUGAAACCGUCAACACCUUGUUUGCCAACUUUGUCGUUCAAUGAUGAUACAGAUGCUUUGGGAUCAUUAAGAAUAGGGAUCUACACCCCAUGGUUUAAUAAUGUUCAUUCAACUGAAGUCUCUGAUAAAUGCGAGGAUGCUCUUAAUUUGCUGAGAAAGGCGCAUGGUUGCGAAGUGAAAGAAGUUGUUAUACCAGAGAUUAUGGAGAUGCGAACUGCCCAUCUUGUUUCCAUUGGUUCUGAAUGCGCAUGUUCACUGAAUCCUGAUUGUGAAGACGGGAAAGGUGCAAAAUUGACAUAUGAUACUCGCACAAGUUUGGCACUUUUCCAGACGUUUACAGCAGCAGAUUACAUUGCAGCCCAAUGUAUUAGACGAAGAAUUAUGCAUUACUUCUUGGAGAUUUUCAAGAAAGUUGAUGUCAUAGUGACUCCAACAACUGGCAUGACAGCGCCUAAAAUACAUCCAAGUGCCCUUAAAAGUGGUGAAACAGAUAUGCCGACUACAGGUUACCUUAUGCGGUUCGUUGUUCCAGCUAAUCUUUUGGGAUUCCCUGCCAUUUCUGUCCCGGUGGGUUACGAUAAAGAAGGACUUCCAAUAGGUUUGCAAAUAAUUGGCCGACCCUGGGCAGAAGCUACUAUUUUGCGAGUAGCAUCUGCAGUUGAGAAACUCUGCGGUGAGUCACAGAAGAGGCCUGUCUCAUACUAUGAUAUUCUGAGGGCUAACUGAAGCUUAAGAUACUCUUGCUAGUUAUUAAUCUGUGGCUGAAAUCUUCUAGCUUUAUUUGGAGAUUGCUAUCCUUUUAACAGGAUUUACAGUUUGGUAAAGUUCUUCGAAAAUAAUCAAUCUCUACGAAGAAGAUUGUAAUAAUCUACAGAUAUGAAAUAUUGUUUGGAAAAUAACGGAUGAGGAUAAAAUGCACACUAUCUGGGUGUAGAAGGGGAGCUUCUUCUCUAAGAAUUUCAACAGGAUUUUGUGCGAAGGACUGUUCAUGGCUUGGCUACUCUUAAACAUUUUUGUUAAUUGUUAUCCUCUGAAAUAUAUUUCAUUUCAUAUUUGAUGUAACCUCUCUUACUACUGUUCUAUAAAUUAUAAACAUAUUUGUAGCAUCCAUUUUUUUUUUAAUGUUAUUUAGAGGAGUUUUAAUUAUUUUUUUAACA